Rotaria sp. Silwood1 is the source of this 942-nucleotide messenger RNA. The record is from the annotation of a GenBank genome assembly. NCBI's taxonomy places the organism in Eukaryota, Metazoa, Rotifera, Eurotatoria, Philodinida, Philodinidae.
AUGUAUAUCAAUCGACUACCUUAUGAAUUUCUCUUACUUAUCUUAAUAUGCAAUGUUUUUAUGACACAAUCUGAAGAAAUUCCAUAUGAUACAAUAGUUUCUUUUGGUGAUUCAAAUUCCGAUACUGGAAAUGUUUAUAAUUUAACAGGUUUUAAAUGGCCUGUUGUUCCACCUUAUUAUAAUGGUCGAUUUUCUAAUGGAAAAAUUUGGAUAGAAAAAUUAGGCAUAUCUAAUCUUAUUAAUUAUGCAUAUGGAAGUGCUACUACUGAUAAUGAUUUAAUACCAGGUUUUACAGCAUUUAGUAUCAAAGUACCAGGUGUUCGUCAACAGAUAAAUACAUAUAAAACUGUUACGGAUCUAAGUAAGAUUAAUUUUGAUCGAACAAUAUAUAUAAUUUGGGCUGGUGGAAAUGAUUAUUUUUUUAAUAUGAGUUUAUUUUCAUCGAUUGUUGUUAAAAGUUUAAUCAAUGGAAUAAAUGAUUUAAUUCAAAUAGGUGUUAAACAUUUUUUUAUUGGUAAUCUACCACCUCUUCAAGCAUAUCCAGCAGCUUUUGCUUUAAAUAUACCUGAUUAUUUAAAUAAACUUACACUUGAACAUAAUAAUAAUCUAUCAAAUUCAAUUCAAUUACUUCAAUCGAAUUAUUUGAAUAUAUCAUUUAAAUUAUUUGAUGUUUAUUCACUCAUUACAAAUGUUCGUAUGAACGGUUCAACAUAUGGAAUUAAUAGUACGACUAAUUGUUGGGAUACAUCAAAUAAUACUAUUAUUCAAUUAUGUUCAACUCCUGAUACUUAUCUAUUUAUUGAUGAAUAUCAUUUUACUACUCGUAUACAUCAAUUAAUUGCUGAUUAUGCACGAUCAUUACUUAUAACUUCAAAUGGAGUUAAAAAAGCUCCUCAAUAUAUUUUUUAUAUUUUAUCUUUUUUUAUAGCAUUAUAUAUUUGA